Molecule: messenger RNA, 2322 nt
Organism: Leishmania mexicana MHOM/GT/2001/U1103
Lineage: Eukaryota; Euglenozoa; Kinetoplastea; Trypanosomatida; Trypanosomatidae
Product: phosphoglycan beta 1,3 galactosyltransferase-like protein
Exons: 1
Coding region: 1-2322 (773 amino acids)
Cellular component (GO): membrane
Molecular function (GO): hexosyltransferase activity
Source: RefSeq, a predicted model, not a curated record
AUGAAGCUGGGCGCGGCACGUUUGUGGCGGCGCCGCACCGGGUUGCGGAAGCGGCCCGUGUGCCUGCUCAUGGAUAUGGCUCUGUACAUCAGCUGCUUACUCGUGAUGUGGUGGCUGCUGAGAUGGCUCAAGCGCUCGCACCCGCUGUCAGAGGCACAGCUGGUGCGCCGUCUGGGACCGAUCCCCCAUCCGUGGGCCGUGCUGGUGCAGCACGAGGGUGCCGUGACACGCCUGAGCACGAGGACAUUGGAGGAGGAGCGGCUUGCGCGGUGCGACAGUGGCCCGACGGUGCGCGUGAGUGCAUGCAAUGAAUCGCUGGUUCUCUCUCCGCACAUGCUGCCCUCGUGGACACUGCACGUUGUGGAGAAGGACUGCGCGGACUGCACCGACCGACAGACGCACGACAGCGCUGUGGAGGGCGUAGAGUUGCAGCCGCGGCACGCCGUGUACGCGACGCCGUUUGCACCGCUGGGUCGUGUCGGGCCGAUGCUGCUGGCGAUGACGAGCGUGACGGACGACGUGAGUGUGCGCACGGAGCUGCCGCAGUGGGAGUGGCUGCGGCACGUGUACGGUGACGGGUUCCCGACCGUGGGCGACGCUGGCGAGGGGGCUGCGCCGCCGCGGACACCGUAUCUUGCCGUGAUGGGGAUCCCAUCGACGGAUCAGCCGGCGCGUGUUGCCCUGCGUGAGGCACAGCGCAGCACGUGGCUGACGUACCAGGAGGUGGCGCGCACGGAGAACCACUUCGACGCCGCGCUGCUGGCGCUGUACGUGUUCGCCGCGGUGGAGCCAGGGGCGUCCCUGGAUACGCCGAUGAGUGGACAGGCAACGCCAGCCGAGCCCAUGAAGCGGAUGGCGGACGCCGACGACUCCACCAAACUCUGCUACAAUAGGAGUGCGCUGCUGCCAAGCUUCACAGAGUACGAUGCGGCCUCGCAGGCCCUCGCGGCAGGCAGCACGACUGCUGGUCUCGUCGUUGAUGACGUCGAACGCCGCCGAGUGGCCCUUCGCCGUAGUUGGCAGCUCGACGAUGUUGUGAGCUCUCCCUGUGAUCGAGUUAUCCGAGUGUCUCAGGCGGAGGAGGGAGCCGCCAUGCCCGCACUGUCGUACCUGAGCGGCGCCCUGUCGCUCCCCGUGACGCCCGCGUUCACGUCGCCGGCGGAGUACAUCUGCCACGCGUCGUCUGCGCUGUGGCAGGAGGCGCUGACGCACCGCAACGUCGUGUGGAUCGACAUGAUGACGGACCGCCGGCCGACCACGAACAAGAAGCUUGGCGAGGACGGGAAGUGGGGCCUCCCCGUGGAGGUCGGGAUGAGUCAGAAGCUGAUCCUGUGGCUGGAGUACGCGUACCACGCCUUCAGGGAUGUCCCCUUCAUCAUCAAGGGGGAUGACGACGCGUACAUGAAGGUGCCGCAGUUCCUGAGCGAUGUGCGGUACGUGAUGGGUGGCACGCAGGCCCGAGAGGCAGCGCCGCCACGUCGUCGCUGGGUGGACGGUGUGGGUGAAGGGGUGGUAGAGGUGGAAGGGGCGACGAUGGCGGCAGCACCGACAGCGGCAGGCACGGACGUGUACGGCAACGUACUGCCCCCGCUGAGAGCACGGUCGCUGGUGGAAGAGGCGGAGUGCGUGUACUGGGGUAGCCUGCGGCAUCAUCUGAACACGCAGUUCAACGCCGGCAUGACGUUCAUGAUGCAUCGUCGCGUGGCACAAGCGCUGCUCGAGCCGAAGGCGAGCAGACGCCGGCUGGACAUUGUGCGCCUCGCUGCAGAGGACUUCACCAUGAAGCGCAGGCUGACAUACCGGCGCAUCAUGUUCCAUCAUGAGGACAUCCUCAUGGGGCUGCAGAUCUACGGCGCCCUGCCACGCGUGAAGGAGUUGUGUCCGAAUGGGCGGCUGUGGUACGUGAAGGAGUGGUAUGCGCGGUUUCACGACAUACACGUUGGGCGGACGCACAACGUCACGUGGUCGACGGUCGUGGCGCACCGCUGUCGUCCGUCGGACUCGUAUUACCUACACUAUUACUUCCGUGAAGAGCACCGCAUCGCAGCCGCCGCGGGCAAGUACGCCACAGAGGAAGAGCACGAGGCGGCGGCGGUCGAGAUGGCGGCGCAGUGGGUGACCGAAAUUCAGAAAGACCCCCUCAUGAUGGAGUUCAACUGGAGCGGGCUGCCAGACGUACAGUGGGCGCGCAACAUCUCCCGGCGGCCACCAUUUACGUUGGCCGUCGGCGACGGCGUCGCGGUAUACGAGAACCGCUACGAGUACUGGACGCAUGAGGCAACGAACAUCCAUGACGGGUAUCGCUCGCUACCGCAGUGGUGA